CUCCAGCGUCAGACUUGCUUCAACCAGCAUACGUACAUUUGACUUGAGCGCAAGCUUGCGUUAGGCGUGCAACACUCGUCCCCCUUGAGAGGAUGCCGAGCGCCUUUACCAACUCGUCUAUGAUGAUGAUUGAAUAAUGAAUCAUGUUUAAAAUGGAGCACACUAGCAUAUAGACGCCCUGAAGUGACCGCUGCAAACUCUAGGGUCAUUUCGCGUUCUUACUGUUUCUUUAACCGCGGAUCUAGUAGAGCGUAGAUGCAGUGGCUGCCUUGCUCAGCAGCCAGCCAUGAUGCUGGCGUCACGACAGCGCGCUUCGGACACAGCGCGGUGACCAUCUCGGGCGCGGGUAGCGUGUGGGGCACCGACCUUGUCGUGGUCUUUGGCGGCGUCAGCUACAGCGAUGGCGAAGCGUCUCUGGAGCACCACGCCGCUCUGUCCGAUGUGGUGGUGCUGCAGUCGGAACUGCAGGAGCAGGGAAUGUGGUUCGCGCCGCAGUGCACGGGUGUUGCAGAUGACCACGGCGGCGAGCCGGCGGUCCCGGACGCCCGCGCCUUCCAUGCCGCCGCCGCCGUGGACCGGCGCAUGUACGUGUUCGGCGGCCACGUGCUUUCCUUCGACGCCGACCAGAACAAGAAGCGCCGCCGCUUCUUUAACGACCUGUGGUGCCUGGACACGGACACCUGGACCUGGCAGCGCCUGGACCCGGGCCCCGGCCCCGGCGCGCUGCCGGGCUCGGCGCCGGAGCAGCCGCCGCGGCGCGACAUGGCCAGCCUCACGCGCGCCGGCGCCGACUGCCUGGUGCUGUUCGGCGGGCGGCUGGAGAGCGGGCGCGUGGCGGGCGACGCCUGGGUGCUGGACCUGCAGACCCACACAUGGAGCCAGCUGCGCAUCCCGGGACCCACGCCGCCGCCCCGCAAGAUGCACGCCGCCGUGUUUGCCACCAACCGGGUGGUCAUCUUCGGCGGCGAGCGGGACGCGGGCGUGCUGGACGACCUGUGGACGCUCAAGGGCGUGGACGGCAGCGAGCCCGCCAAGUGGACGCAGAUACGGCUGAGGCCGGCGCCCAGCGGCCGCUUCGGACACGCCAUGGCCGCCUGCGGCAGCCGCCUGGCCGUGUUCGGCGGCUGCCUGGACCAGUCCUCACUGCUGUCCUUCAGCCGCAACUACGUGCAGUGCAACGAGCUGUGGGUGUUGGACAUGGCCACAUUCAGCUGGCACCGCGUGGAGCCCCCGGACGGUGUGGCUGCUGUGAGCGGCGCGGCGCUGGACGACCCGCAGCUGCACCACCACCUGGACAUGCAGCAGCAGCAGGCGCCGGGGGCCAGCCCGCCGCUGCUGCUGCUGCCUGUGGAGCGCAUGUGCCACAGCCUGGUCGGCGGCGGCGCGGGCGAGGGCCGCCUGCUGCUGGUGGGCGGCCGCAAGCGGGACGGCAUAUGCGCCGAGUCCUGGUGGCUCAACAUGGGUCCCGACAACCUCACCCCCGCCCUGACGGUGCCGCCGCCGGCCACGGUGGUGGCUGCGCUCAAGAGCGGACUGCACGCCCCGCCCCGCGGCGCACCCAUUUCGCCCGCCGCAGGCGCCGCACCCGGCCACGCCAGCGCAUCACCUGCGCCAGGCAGCGCCGCCGCCUCCGCCGCGUCAGCAGCUGCGGCGUCAUCGCCGGCUCAGCCUCUGCCGUCGCCCGCGGGCGGCGCCAGCUCCACCUCCCUCCUGCAAAACCUGUUGCGCAAGGGCGGCGCCACGCCUGCCCCUGUGCCGCCCAGCCCUGCAGCGGCCGCCCAGGCCGCAGGGGCAACGCCUGCUGCCCACACGAGCGCCGCGCCCGCACCCGGCGCGACGGCGCACGCCCCGCCGCCGCCGUCCCACAGCUGGGGCCGCGGCUCCGUCAGCAUGUCUGGCAAUACAGCGGGAGUGGGCAGCAGCAGCGGCCUCGGCAACAGUGCCUCCGGCGCUGCGCUGGACGCAGCUUCCACCAGUGCCUUCAUCCUGCCAGGCCAGCAGCAGCAGGAGCCGCUGCACAUGGCGGGAUCCAAGUCCGCCGGCUCGCUUGUGGAUCCCGCGCCUGCACCCGGCGUGUCCGGAUCCGGAUUGAUGCUGCCGGCCGGCCUGGGCAGCCCCGGCGGCGCGGCGUCGCUGCUGGCAGCGACAUCCGCGAAGGAGCGGAUAACGGACAAAGCCUCAACCGCCCUGAACCGCCUGACAACUAAAGUGUCAAAUCUCCUGACGCCUACCAAGGACGCAGCUGGAAGCCCCGGAGCCGGGGGCGGGGGGCUGUCAAGCGCUGGGUCUUUGUCAACGUCGCCGGCGGCGGGCGGCGGCAUGAGCUUGCUGUCACGUCUGCGCCAGAGCUCAUCCGGGCAGGCGGGACUGCUGACGCCGCAGCCAGCACCGCACCCCGCUCCAGGAGCGCCCCCGCCUCCCCCGCCGCCACCGCCGGUUCCAUACACGGCAUACGCCCGCCCCACGUCCUCCGGCAGCGGCGGCGGCGGCAAUGCCACGUCACCCCCAACCCCGGGGCCUCUGGAGCAGCUGCGCGGCCGCCUGGGCCUGACGGCCUCGGCCUCGGCCGCUGCCGCCGGCCAGCUGCACGCACACACGCUGCCCGACCCGCAGCCCGCCCUGGCGGCGCUGGGGAUGCAGCUGGCGGCGGCGGAUGGCCGCCGCCGUAGCAGCGGAAGUGGCGGCGGCGUGGGCAGCGGCAGCGGGGGUGCUGGGGCGUCGUACUCGUCAGCGGCGGCUUCGCCUGCGGCAGCGGUGGCGCGGGCGCGGCGGCACCUGGCGUGUUGCGCGGCGGAGCAGUUGCGUGUGGACCAGCUGCAGGUGCUGUUGGCCGACUGCCAGCUGCUGCUCAAGCAGCGCACCGCCUCCGCCUGGUCGGGCCUGGAGGAGGAGAGCCGCCGCCAGCAGCAGGCGGGCGGCGCCGGGCCCGACCUGGGCGUGCUGGCCGCCUACGUGUCCUCCUGCUCCCACCGCCUCACCAGCCUGCGGCCUGAGGAGCUCCGGCUGGGGGACGUGGGCGAGCUGCUGGAGGCGUAUCGGAGCCUGGUGCUGUCGGGGGCGCUGGAGGCGGAGGCGGGAGCGGGAGGCUCGGGAGGAGGGGCAGGAGGGGCAGCAGACGGGCUAGGGCUGGGGGUGGAGCUGGGGCUGGGGCUGGGGCUGGGGGCCGGGAUGGAGGUGACGAGCCGCUGAGUGUGUUGAUGUGAGUGUGCGAGUGUAUGGGGGAGGUAUGGUUGUGCGGGUGCUACUUGGCGCGGCUCAGGCGGGAGGGUGUACGUAAGCAGGUACCCUGGAUGAGGUCCUGGUUGCUGUUGAGGUGAUGCAUGCGGUGGUGGGUGGUGGAGGCGGGGCGUGGACGUGGGCAUGGUUUGUGGUUACAAACAGCUCAGUGCAAGGCUCAGUGCACCUUCUGUGGGGAGUUUCGGCAUGGUGCCGUACAAGUGCACCAUGUACGCCGACCAAUGCAGUAGGCCCGUCGCGUGGGCCCUCAAUUGUCAACACACGGCAUUUGUCUUUGCCGCGUCAUUCCGUU
This is a messenger RNA of Chlamydomonas reinhardtii, 3529 nucleotides long. RefSeq lists its product as uncharacterized. Lineage: Eukaryota; Viridiplantae; Chlorophyta; Chlorophyceae; Chlamydomonadales; Chlamydomonadaceae. The transcript has 11 exons. The coding region runs from base 256 to 3189 and encodes 977 amino acids. The record is from RefSeq and is a predicted model, not a curated record. Gene Ontology annotation, molecular function: protein binding.